UUUUAGCCCGGAGAACAAUCGGGGUAGUCCGGAGGUACUCUCGCUCUAGCGGCUCCGUCAUGCAUGCAGCCUACAUGCGCUCUAAUGCACGUCUUUAUCCCUUUUGGGUCACUCCGGUACCCAUCACCAGAAUCUGGGGAACCUUUCUAUCUUGUAUGUCACUUGCGAGUGACUAAGAUUUUUUUGCCUUCGGUGAAAGGCUCCGAGUUUAAACUGUCCGUUAUCGCUCCUUGUCUUUAUCAUCUCAUAUUUCUCUAGCAAAUCAUUGUUGUUGAGAACUCCAAGUCAGAAUGAUCAGUCUUACGGUCGGUGUCUUGGCCCUUCAGGGUGGUUUUGCUGAGCAUAUCGAUCUUGUUCGAAAGGCCGCAGAGUACCUUUCUUCUACAGAAGGUAUUUCCAAGACGAAAUUCCACUGUAUCGAGGUUCGCACGAAAGAAGAACUCGAUCAGUGCAAUGCUCUGAUCAUUCCUGGCGGCGAGAGCACCACUAUCUCUUUCGUCGCCGCUCAAUCUGGUCUCCUUGAGCCAUUGAGAGAUUUCGUCAAGGUCCAGAAGAGGCCAGUCUGGGGAACAUGUGCAGGCCUUAUUCUCCUCUCAGACGAGGCAAAUGCUACCAAGAAAGGUGGUCAAGAACUCAUCGGUGGUCUCGCAGUCCGCGUUCACCGCAACCACUUUGGUCGUCAAAUGGAGAGUUUCGAGUCAGGAAUGAGCCUCCCCUUCUUAAACGACGAUAAACCGUUCCCUGGAGUCUUCAUCCGCGCACCCGUCGUGGAAGAAGUCAUCGGUUCGUCUGACGAUGGACGACCACCAGUUGAGGUCCUGGCCAAGUUACCAGGUCGAGUAGAUAAGAUGAAGUCUGGCGUCUCACAAGCCAAUACCAAGGACGAUUCAGGGGACAUCGUCGCUGUUAGACAGGGUAAUGUGCUAGGAACAAGCUUUCAUCCUGAGUUGACGAAGGAUGAGAGGAUACAUGUGUGGUGGUUGAAGGAAAUUCUCAACCAGCAAUAAAUACAGCGACAUAGACGGCGUUUUGGGAAACUAGAAAUAUUA
Fusarium oxysporum Fo47 is the source of this 1049-nucleotide messenger RNA. RefSeq names its product PdxT/SNO family. Gene Ontology annotation, cellular component: glutaminase complex; cytosol. Lineage: Eukaryota; Fungi; Ascomycota; Sordariomycetes; Hypocreales; Nectriaceae. The coding region runs from base 291 to 1007 and encodes 238 amino acids. The transcript is spliced from 2 exons. Gene Ontology annotation, biological process: pyridoxine metabolic process; pyridoxal 5'-phosphate biosynthetic process. Gene Ontology annotation, molecular function: glutaminase activity. The record is from RefSeq and is a predicted model, not a curated record.